GGAUGUGACGUUCCAUUCGCGGGAAAGUGAAGCAGCGCGUGGAUCCUACGGUUGUGUUGUGGAGUUUUCGUCUCUAAAAAGUAGAGGAUGCUGUCUGGACUGCAGUAUCCUGGCUGUCCUGAAGCCAGACUGCUGUCUCUGAGAGAAAAGCUGCCCUGUAGAGACGUGCAGGCAGGAACGCUGCUGGCAAUCAUGGGUGAGCCUGAGCAGUACUGCUAUCCCUCCGUCUUCAUUUAUGGCCAUCGAGCCACAGGAAAGAGUCACGUGAUCCUCACACUGCUGAAAGAACUGGAGCUUCCCCAUGCGGCAGUGAGCUGUGUGGAGUGUGUAUCUGCAGGGCUGCUGUUUGAGCAGACGUUGUUGGCUUUGUUUGGUGCGGACUCGGCCACUCUGCUCCCUCGCUCGCCCUCUCUUUCUGACUUUGUGCGAGUCUACAGACAAAUCUGUGCUCAGCAACCUGCCAAACAGACCCGAUACAUAGUUUUGGAAAGAGCGGAGCUCCUCAGAGAUAUGGAAGCCAAUCUGCUGCCUGGUCUGCUGCGCCUACAGGAACUGGUGGAUGAUAAUGUGACUGUAAUCCUGCUCAGUGAGAUCGUGUGGGACAAGUUUCGGCCCAACACUGGCUGCUUCGAGCCCCUGCUGCUGCACUUCCCCGAUUACACUAAAGCGGAGCUCCUGCAAAUUCUGUCUCUUGACAGUAACCCAUCCUACACACCUGAACUGUACUCAUCCUACAUCAACAUUCUGCUGGGAGUCUUCUACUCGGUCUGCAGAGACCUGAGAGAGCUACGGCACCUGGCUGCCCUCAAUUUCUCCAAGUUCUGCGAACCUCUAGAGAAAGGAGAAGCCAAAGAGGGCGACACACACAAACUGUGGAGGAACAUUGAGCCGCAUCUGAAGAGAGCCAUGCAGACCGUGUACCUGAGAGAGGUGUCCAGUGUUCAGUGGGAGCAGCAGCAGAUGGAUGAGAAGGAGGCUACAGCUCUAAGAGGUUUAUCAGCUCUUGCCCAUGUGGAGUUGCCGUAUUACUCCAAGUUCCUCCUGAUUGCGGCCUAUCUGGCCUCAUAUAACCCGGCUCGGACUGACCGCCGAUUCUUCCUCAAGCAUCAUGGAAAAAUGAAGAAAACCAAUUUCUUGAAGAAACAUGAAAAAACUAGUAACCAUCUGUUAGGACCGAAGCCAUUUCCUUUGGACAGACUGUUGGCCAUCUUCUACAGCGUGGUGGACAGCAGAGUGGCGCCAACAGCCAGCGUCUUCUCCCAGAUUUCCUCUCUGGUCACCCUGCAGCUCCUUACUCAGGUUGGACAUGACGACCAGCUGGACACACCCAAGUAUAAGUGUGCUGUCUCCCUGGACUUCAUUCUUGCAAUCUCUAGAACUGUGAGCUUUGACAUUGUGAGGUAUCUCUAUGACUUCCUAUGAAGACCUUAUUUAUCUGGGCAGGAGGCAGGCAUCUGAUUGGACAAUGCUUUGGGAUCACCCUAAUGGACAGCCGGACUAGCGAGUUGAUGGGAGAAUGUUCUUGUCAGCUCUGGGCUCACAGUGGCUGAUUUAGGAGAUGUGGGUGGGGGAAAAAGCUUCUUGUCUCCCUCCAGAAUCCCCUCCAGGCCUGAUUGCAUUUCAGAAAAGUUAUCCUUCACUUCCUUUAACUAUGUCUGUUUUUCAGAAACCAUUGUGUGGUGGUGUACAGGUUGUUUUAAAGAAAUUUAGUUGUUGCUUUUCAGUUUACAUCUAAUGUUAAGACCACUAAGCACUGUAGAUAUUCUGGAAGGUAAAUAUUUGGAAUUUUGUUAUGGAUUUAUCAGGAUGAAGUUAAUAGGGGGAGUAAGUAAGGAAGAUUUUUUUGUUGUUUGUUUUUGGAAUUGAAAUAGGUCCUCAGUGUCAGCACUGUAGGUGUUUAAAAGUGGACACAUCCGAAAUGAACAAGGCAUACUACUAUGUAGUGGCCAUAGCAGACUUCUUGCCAUGGUGUUGUGAUGAAUGGAUGAAUCAAUCGAUCCAUCAGUAAGUAAAUAAAUAAAUAAAUCAUUGUGUCAUAUUGUCAUUGUCAGCUGCAAUGCAAAUACUUGCAAAUACUUAUCAAUUUUGCUGAAAACAAAGAAAAAAUAACACUUGUUGAUGACAUUUUCUGUUAAAUUCAUAGGGGAUAGACCUGCUGGAGUUACCUUUUUCAUUUUCAUUAUUUUACUUAUGGGGUGGACAAUAUGAGGACAUUUGUUAUCGUGAUAAGUAACAUCACAAUCCACAAACGUUGGGCCUCUGUUACCACUUUUAGAUCACUGGACAACUGCAUGGAUUAUUUAGACAAAUUAUAGGGAGCCAGACAAAACCCAUUAACAGUAGACGUAUGUUUUCUUAAUAAUGGUAAAAAUCAAUAAGUUAAUAGUCACUUAAUUUCUUAGAAAUACUGACUUUUACUGCCAAUUAUAAAUAGUUAUUCUGACAUACAUGAUUAUUACCAUAAUAACAGUAACAACCA
This is a messenger RNA of Colossoma macropomum (tambaqui), 2479 nucleotides long. RefSeq names its product origin recognition complex, subunit 5 (gene orc5). The record is from RefSeq and is a predicted model, not a curated record. The coding region runs from base 88 to 1422 and encodes 444 amino acids. Gene Ontology annotation, cellular component: nuclear origin of replication recognition complex; nucleus. Gene Ontology annotation, biological process: DNA replication; DNA replication initiation. Lineage: Eukaryota; Metazoa; Chordata; Actinopteri; Characiformes; Serrasalmidae. Gene Ontology annotation, molecular function: DNA replication origin binding. The transcript is spliced from 15 exons.